Molecule: messenger RNA, 1816 nt
Organism: Polychytrium aggregatum
Lineage: Eukaryota; Fungi; Chytridiomycota; Chytridiomycetes; Polychytriales
Exons: 2
Coding region: 373-1620 (415 amino acids)
Biological process (GO): centriole replication; protein localization to centrosome
Cellular component (GO): centriolar satellite
Source: RefSeq, a predicted model, not a curated record
CCCGCACAGAAAGGGGCGAAAAGCGGGAGUGGGGUUCAACAGCAAAGGUGACCCUAUAUAGCCCCACACGAGUUACUUACCAACGAUACUACUGUGAAUCCACUCACCGCCUCACAACAGGCAUCCAGAUCGUCCGAGCCACAGCCCCACGAGCCUGGCAUCGAGCACCGAAAGCCUGCUGUCGAACCUGGUCGCUCGGAGCAGCGAAGCCGCUCAGCAAGCCCCGGCUCAAGCCGGCUGAAGGAAGCAUGGGUGGAGCUCGAGCUUUCACGUCUUCGCCAGAGCAUCGCCGAGAACUGUCGGGAGCAGCAAUCAAUUAUCGAGGAGCAGCAGCGGCACCGCGAUCUCGAGAACAGACGCAGAACCGAGGAAAUGAUCCACGAGUCGCUUCAAACACUUCGGCACUCGACCCCGCCGCCGCCGCCGCCGCCUCGCUCCGAGUCCCGAACACCGAUAUUCUGGGAGUUCAAUCCGCGUGAUCACACCGGCGACGGAGCAGCUGGUGGCUGGGAUGCUCCGCAUGAGAGCCGUCUGGAUCUGGGUGCGACAACCAAGUCAUGGCCGACAAGAGACGCAGGCGGCGAUUCCCAAGAUCGGGACGCGGCACCAGUACAAGCAAACUUCGAGGACAUGUCCGACGCGAUCAUCAUGAGAAAGUUACACCCCGUGCUGGAAAAGGCCCAGUCCGAGUUCCAAAAGGCAGCUCGCCGUAUGGAAGAGACCCUGGAUCGACUGGAUCGCCAACAUGGCUCCAAAGGUGGCCUUGAGCGCGGCGAGUCCAAAGACUCGCUGGAUCGGCUGUUGGGCGAGUCCGUCAUCAAAGUCGAAACCUAUCACGAGCCCACAUUGGAGUCGUCAAAGCCCAAGCCCUCAAAGCCAGCCGCCGUCCAUCUCCCACUGAAGACCGGCAACGACUUUCUGGCUGACGUCGACAAUGUGGAUUCGGACAACUUUGUGCUCAAGUAUAUCUUGACCAAGCUGCAGUCCAUAGAAGACGAAGGCAAAGAAUUGCGCAAGCACAUCGCCGUGGCUCAUUCAGGGCGUGAGAGUCCUAGCCAUGCCGCGAAAUCCGAUGACGCACGCUGCUCCUCCAGCCCUCCGCAGCUUCCGAUAGCGUCCUCUGCCCCAGCAGCUAGUGCAGCCGACACACAAUCUUCACCGAGCAUGCAUCCCGAAAAUCCGAUCAAGAGCUGUGACUCUGGCUCAAGGGCACCGGAGCCUCACUUCCGCGAGCCAAGUGACGAGAUUGUGAUCGAGAAGCACUCUCGCAACCCUGCUCCCCGGAUUCCGGUCGCUGACGACUUUACAAAGCUGGCGCGACGAUACAACGCGAGGGCCCAGAUCGAGCUGCCACCCGAGCUCGUCCAAAGAAUCGAGCAAGGCCGCUCCAAGUACCAGCGCUAUCUGAACAACAGUAUGGGACCUGCGUCGGUCGGCUACGACGACGAUACCGAAUGGUCCAUGACGCCGUGGAAGGCGCUCGACAGGAUGUCAGCCGAGUUCUUGGAUGUUGUGCUUUCGGAUGUCGCUGCGGAGCUCUCCAAGGUCACCGACGACUUUGUCGAUCGCAUGAUGAAGGAGGAGUUCAGUCCGCUGCAAGCAACCGCAGACCGGGCGUGAUGUUGGGUGGGGUCUGAGGCGAGAACGCAGUGGAUCGACUGUAAUACAGAAGGAGCGCCCUGGCUCGUCACUGCAGCAAUGGUACUGAGCUGGGUCGUCAUUGCAGCACACAAACAUGGUUCCCACGACAGGCAUCCGCUGUCCACGUGGCGUCAUGUGAUACCGAGCCAGGGUCGCCGUGCGAUUUCGGCCAUCC